This is a messenger RNA of Drosophila willistoni, 590 nucleotides long. It is a transcript of the gene RpLP1, whose product is annotated as 60S acidic ribosomal protein P1. Bases 135 to 476 code for a protein of 113 amino acids. The record is from RefSeq and is a predicted model, not a curated record. Gene Ontology annotation, biological process: translational elongation; cytoplasmic translation. Gene Ontology annotation, molecular function: ribonucleoprotein complex binding; protein kinase activator activity; structural constituent of ribosome. Gene Ontology annotation, cellular component: cytosolic large ribosomal subunit; ribosome. NCBI's taxonomy places the organism in Eukaryota, Metazoa, Arthropoda, Insecta, Diptera, Drosophilidae. The transcript is spliced from 2 exons.
UGGCCUUUUUCGUCUCUUUCCGGUUUAGGAUUUUGUCCAGCGUGCUUGUUCUCCUAAGAGCUAAGGCCGAAAAAUACGAAAAUUAAUUUUUGGCAACUUGCACAAUAAUUAAUUAAACAAAACUAUCACUCACUAUGUCGACAAAAGCCGAGCUCGCCUGCGUUUACGCUUCCCUCAUCCUGGUUGAUGACGAUGUUGCCGUCACCGGUGAGAAAAUCUCCACCAUUCUGAAGGCCGCCAACGUUGAGGUUGAGCCUUACUGGCCAGGCCUUUUCGCCAAGGCUUUGGAGGGCGUUAAUGUCAAGGACCUGAUCACCAACAUUGGAUCCGGUGUUGGUGCUGCUCCAGCUGGUGGUGCUGCUGCUCCCGCUGCAGCUGCUGCCCCCGCUGGCGGUGAAGCCAAGAAGGAAGAGAAGAAGAAGGAGGAGGAAUCUGAUGUCUCUGACGAUGACAUGGGCUUCGGUCUGUUCGAUUAAGCGCCUAACGCAGGACGGCUACUGUAAAACAACGAUCAGUAGUGUGAAGUUUUGUAUCCCACUUUCGUACACGUUUUAAUGUACAAUAAAAGACGUUAACGAAAGUAAAAGCUA